Molecule: messenger RNA, 2406 nt
Organism: Anopheles coustani
Lineage: Eukaryota; Metazoa; Arthropoda; Insecta; Diptera; Culicidae
Product: serine/threonine-protein kinase Nek8
Exons: 8
Coding region: 1-2406 (801 amino acids)
Biological process (GO): protein phosphorylation
Molecular function (GO): ATP binding; protein kinase activity
Source: RefSeq, a predicted model, not a curated record
AUGGAAUUAAAAGAAAUACGUCGAGCUUUUACCAUCAAACCGGGCUCGGACCCACCAGAUUCGACGCCGGAGGACCUUUCGGUGAUGAGUCGAUUCAAUAGCUUCUCUCUGCAUGAGAGCAAAGGCAGUGAAAAGCAAACGACGAAAAUAACUUCCUCCUCGGAGGAACAUGUAAGUCGACAACAACAAACCCUCGAGCUAACCGGCUACCGGCGGAUUCGUACCGUAGGUCAGGGAUCAUUCGGUGUCGCCAUCCUCUACGAGCGCCGCUCGGAUGGCCAACAGGUGGUUAUGAAGCAGAUAGCCCUAAACGACCUUACCGUGCCCGAGCGUAAAAUGGCCAUGAACGAGGUGGAGGUAUUCUCGCAGCUCCAUCAUCCGAACAUCAUCGCCUACCACGGUUCGUCGGUACGUGGCGAACUGCUGCUGAUCGAAAUGGAGUACGCGGACGGUGGAACGUUGGCGCAGCUAUUGGCGGAACGAAGUCACGGUGAGCCACUUCCGGAACGAUUUGUGUUGAACAUUUUCGAGCAGCUUGUUAGUGCCAUUAGCUACAUGCACUCGCAGAGCAUACUACACCGGGACCUGAAGACGGCAAAUGUAUUUCUACACGGGCGUGGUACAGUGAAGGUCGGUGACUUUGGAAUAUCGAAGAUCAUAAACACCAAAGUGCAUGCCCAGACUGUUCUGGGCACGCCGUAUUAUUUUAGCCCUGAAAUGUGCGAAGGCAAAGUUUACGAUGAAAAGAGUGAUAUUUGGGCGCUCGGAUGUAUCCUUGGCGAAAUGUGCUGCCUGAAGAAGGCCUUCACAGCGACGAACCUCUCUGAGUUGGUGACCAAAAUUAUGACCGCCGAGUAUGUACCGCUCCCGGGUGGUUACUCCGAUUCUCUUCGUCACGUGCUAGCGUUAAUGUUUCGAAUCGAUCCGACGGCACGACCCUCCGCAUCCGAGUUGCUCCAGUACUGGAUACCGCUUGUCUAUAGGAAGUUGGGAACAACAGAAAGGUUAUUACCCUUCUCUUAUAGUGAUUUUCAGAACGUCAGUGGUUGCCUGAUUGCCGCCAAACAAGGUUUGCCCGUUGAGGCAAAGUUGUCCACCAACCGCACGGACUCGUAUCCAGGAUCCACGGUUUUAAUAACGGAUAAUUCAUCCAAAAUGGUGCCCAUGGAACGUACAGUCCUCUACCAACUUCACUCGUUCGGCACAUCAUCGUCGAUGGCUCCUCUGCAUUUACCGCCUACAUUAAACAUCAGGAGUGUGGCAACACGCGGACAACAUUUUGUAGCUGUUAUGGAAGAUGGAAGUGUCUACAGCUGGGGAGAAGGACACAAUGGUCAACUUGGACACGAUGCUCUCGAAACCUGGCAUCACAUUCCAAUGCGAAUCGAGGCUAUCAAGCAAUACCGUAUAGUUGGAGCCACCGUUGGUGAAGGGUUCACCAUCCUUCAGACGGACACCGGAACAUUACUAAGCUGCGGUGACAAUAGCCACGGUUGCCUGGGCCACGGUAACAAGAAUGCGCUUCUUGUACCGAAACCGAUCGUGAAAUUGGAUGGUUCGCCUGUCGUCCAGGUUUCUAGUGGCACGACGCACGUUCUAGCCCUCACCGAAAGUGGACUCGUGUACAGCUGGGGAAGCAGCAGCCACGGUGCGUUGGCUCUCGGAAAGCGCAUCACGGUCGCCCUGGAGCCGGAACGUGUCAUCCUGCCGCAGUUGGUGCAGAACGCCAGGGAAGUGUACGCUGGACCGGACUGUACGAUACUGAUCACCCGGCAGGAUGAUUGCUACUGCUGUGGAAGCAACGCCGGGAAUCGAUUGGGUUUAGGUCGUAAGGUCCUCGGGACUAACACGUUACGUCGGGUCCCGCUCGACAUUGGCCGGCAGAAGAUAGUCGCAGUGAGCGUUGAAGCGACACACGCAGCCUUUCUGUUGGAGAGUGGAUAUUUGGUGACGCUCGGAGAUAAUGCCCACGGGCAACGUGGUGCCGGCCAUCGGCUCCAAUUGAGCCAACCGACGAUCGUGGGGCAGCUGAAAUCAAGAUUCAUCGUGAACGUGAAAACCAGUCAAACGUACACCGUAGCUACAACGGAUGAUAAUUGCGUUGUACUUUGGGGUACUCGAAUGGGCACACCGGAUGAUGGUACGGGGAACACCAGUGACACAUUCGACAGGAACAAUAAUGCAGAGCGACCUUGCCUGGCAACGAUCGCCAAUAACACCGUGGCACUCGCGAAUAUACUGACAUCGAUCUACAAACACGAGACGAUACUCGAUCCAACCGAUAUUCUCGCCCUUUACACUUCGAAAGAUCAACAGGACAGAGAUUUGUACGUGAAACUGCUCGACGUACAUCCACUACCGCAUAGCAUUCUGGUACUGGUGAAAACAAAUUGCCCACUGGUGUAA